CGUAACAGUUCAUUAGGUCUCCGGGAAUUGUUUUCAAGUUUUCCAAAAAUUUCGUUAGAAUUGGAUUUCAAUUUUUUUUUUUCAAAAUAACGACAAAACUAUUAAAAUGAGAUUGAUGAUUUUGAUAAUCAUGUUUAAUCUUUCAAGUAUAAAAAUUUCAGUUGCCGCAGAAACAAAAACUUUUCCGGGCGCUGAGAUCAUCAUCCCAGCUAUCAUUGGACAGAUAAUACCGGCAAUCAUUGGUGGUGGAGCUGCCCAAGCACUUCCUUCGGUGUCUAUUUCACAUACAGGUUCUUUGGCAACAUCAGUCGCCAAUACACCCAUCGCUAUUAGUCAAAGUGGUACGAUUUCAACGAGUGGCUCCUCACAAACGCAUGCAGCAUCCCAGGCCGUGGUAAAGCCCGGUGGAUCCGUUUCCGCUUCCAGUCACGUUGGCAAUCAUCGACGACCCACAGCGAGACCAAGCUUUGGAGCUCUUUCAAAACGGUUGCAAAAAUUCCUGAAAAAUGUCGGUCGAUAGCUGGAGUAGGUAUACCUAAUGAUGAUUCGACAACUCCUCCUGGCAGGGAGUUGAUUGAAUCAAACGAGAGAAGAUAAAUCUCCGGGACUCGUUAGUGGGAGCUUAUUUGUUGAAAUGAAGAAUAUAAAAAAACGAAAAUGAUGGUUUUGCAUCUUGAUGUUGAAGCAGAUU
This is a messenger RNA of Uranotaenia lowii, 691 nucleotides long. RefSeq lists its product as uncharacterized. Lineage: Eukaryota; Metazoa; Arthropoda; Insecta; Diptera; Culicidae. The transcript has 3 exons. The record is from RefSeq and is a predicted model, not a curated record. Bases 107 to 520 code for a protein of 137 amino acids.